CACGUCUCUCUGCACAUGUGAACCAUAGGGAGGCCGCGAUAUCGAGUCUUACCUACCAUACUGAUAACGUAUGCCUGCCACAGGAGGACGGAGAAGGCCUGGGGACGUAAAAGGGGGGUCAUGUGGUCCUCCAGUGCUCACCACCAAACAGACAAGACUGACUCUAGGACGUGGGAUGGAGCUGUGGAGGGGUGUGCGAGAGAGAGCACUGUGGCAGAGAGAACAAGAUGCUGCCGGAAUCACCCCAGUUCGCUCCCAGGGUUCCGGAGCAAAAGACACCGACGGGAGGCAACCUCCCUCUUACCAGGAGGUAGAAAUCCGGGUUGAGAAUGGGGAAAUAUCGGGACGGUGGAUUCUUUUUGGCUGUGUUGGCCUCCGUCUUGCCCCUGCACGUUGAACGGCAUGGGUGGAUGUGCAGAGCUAUGCAAAUGUGUUGUGAGUGCUGCACUGGUUGAUGGCGGGGAUGCGAUCCAGACCCAGGCUGGCUGCAUCAAAAAAGGCUUCGGCUGGCUUCUCGGCUCGGAUGGCUCAUCCUUCCAAUCCGUCACCCCCAGUUGGUUUGUUUGCUUCGCUCGCGCUCGCACUCGCGCGCGCGCCGGCUUACUCGGACCUGUUCGCUCUCUCGGAGUUGGGAAUGAGGGGAAGCAUAACCCCGUCAACUCCGAUGAGGAGGCGGUACGAAGUAUAUUGCCCUUGGCAGUCUGGUGCGUUGGAAGGCGAAGUAUUGCCACGGGCCAAGUUUGCGCCGCCGGACAUCCAAUUGCGACGGGGAGACAUCCCAGCACCCCAGUUUCCCCCAUCGCGACAGGAUGCGACAGGAUGCGAUGGGAUGCUGGGAAGCAUUCAACGACCCAUUGAACAGCGAAUAAAUGCGGCAGUGCCUCGCAGUUGACUGCGUUCUCUUUCUCUUCUUCCUUUUCUUCUUUGCGUUCCGUUCUGCAUCAAGCCUAAGCCCACGCCCCCGAAUCCGCCGUCCUACUACCUAUGUCGGCUCAUGCCAUGGCCCGGUCAAGGAUGAUGACGUUGGCAAUUGGAAAUGUGCAAUAAAAAGCCAUCCCAUCAGAUGUAGGCAUCCCCGCUUGGAUUGGGCUGUGCGCUGUGGAGAUGGCGGACUCUUAUCGAUAGCCCACGCCACCCCCCCGUCCAGUGCAGCUGCCCCCCUGCCAUGGCCCCAAAUGGCUCUAGAUGGCCCCAAAGGGUCCAAUGGGCCUCAAAAGACCCAUCCAUGAACAGCCACUAAUCCGAGGAGGGCCUGGCGCCAGGCCUUGUUUCGGCCUCUAGUGUGCGUCUGAGGCGGACGCAGCCUGUUUCUCCAUAUCCUGUGACUCACAUCGUCG
This is a messenger RNA of Ilyonectria robusta, 1337 nucleotides long. RefSeq lists its product as uncharacterized. NCBI's taxonomy places the organism in Eukaryota, Fungi, Ascomycota, Sordariomycetes, Hypocreales, Nectriaceae. The transcript is spliced from 2 exons. Bases 403 to 858 code for a protein of 151 amino acids. The record is from RefSeq and is a predicted model, not a curated record.